CUCUGACUCCGCCCACCACAUCACUAGCAUGGCGGAGUAAGAAGCAGGAAUUCCGUCUGAGGGGAUGACAGCUUAGCUGAUGACCGCUCCGUAGCAACGUAGAGCUGUUGCCCAGCGACCACCGGGGAUCCUAAAGCUAAGCUAGCCAGCUGUGGGCCGCUCAACAGAGGCGUACCCCAAACACACAGCUGUUUGUGUGCCCGCCUGGCUUUCGUCAGACCUCACAGGGCGCGGAUGAAGUGUUUAUACUCUGAUGCUCACAUUUGGACCGGUGCCUUUCCUCCACUCGAGGGUCGAACCAGUGAAAUAGCAUAGUUCCCUACCAGCCCCAGGAACGGGAAGAUGGAUCUGUUCGGGAUGUUGUACUUGGACGAGCUUUCCCACGGACUGGCAAACUUGUCCAUGUUUCCUUACUUUGAUAUGGCGCACUAUAUCGUGUCAGUAAUGGCACUAAGGGAGCAGCCAGGAGCUCUGGACGUGUCCAGAGUCAGCCCCUUGGCCUGUUGGUUCAGCUCCAUGCUCUACUGCUUCGGGGGGGCAGUGCUGUCAGGGAUCAUGCUCGCUGAGCCACCGGUCGCACCUUUGUCCAACGGCACCAGUGUUCUUCUCGCAUCAAUCAUCUGGUACCUCAUCUUCUAUUGCCCCAUGGAUGUGGUGUACAGCUGCACGGCACUGCUGCCCCUCAGGUUGGUUCUGUCAGGAAUGAAGGAGGUGACCAGAACCUGGAAGGUCCUUGGAGGUGUCACCUUGGCACAAAAAAAAUAUAAGGAUAGUCUGCUGGUUAUGAUCGCUAUUGGUUGGGCGAGAGGUGCUGGAGGUGGCCUUAUAAGUAACUUUGAGCAGCUGGUUCGUGGUGUAUGGAAGCCGGAAACCAAUGAGCUACUUAAGAUGUCCUAUCCCACUAAGGUCACCCUGAUGGGAGCAGUGCUGUUCUCUCUGCAGCAGACUCACUACCUGCCUCUGCAGAAACACCACCUGAUGCUCUUCUACACCAUCUUCAUCGUCGUCAACAAGACACGGAUGAUGCUGACAGGCUCCUCCUCCUCACCCUUCGCCCCCAUCGAGUCAGCCCUGUACAAGGCACUCUUUACUGGCUAUUCCCCGUACGCUGCUCUCACAGGAGAGCUACACAAAGCAGGCACGGAUAACAGCAUAACAAACAGAACCGCCUGCUGCGGCACAACCAAAGAGUCCAAGGAAAACAGAUCAUCAGGACAGAACCACUCCUCUUCACCCGGUGGGGGGGUAGAGAGCUCGCCUAAAGCCAAAGAAGCGUCAGAAGCAGAAGACUCCAAAAAGAUCAACUAAGCAGCCUUUGCCCUGUAGCGCCUUUUUAUCUGAAUCCUUGUCGAUUCUGAAUAAAGUUGACCUGAACUUUCUCCUUUUGAGACGUAAUAGGUUUGGUUGUGCCUAAAAGCAGUUUUUUUCUUCCCCAAACUGUUUCUUCUGUAUAUCUCAGGAUUUUAGCUUUGAAAGAAAAAAAUGUUUUCAAUAAGAGAUUAAUUAAACUUUUGGGUGUUACUCUGGGCUAAUUACCCCCUCCUUAAAGAACCGUGAAAUGCAUGCUGUUGCAUGUGAAUGAUAUACUUUCCUUUCGCUGAUUGCACAUUUGCAGUACAUAUUGUAGCUUCUUUAUUUC
Cyprinodon tularosa is the source of this 1639-nucleotide messenger RNA. It is a transcript of the gene tmem38b, whose product is annotated as transmembrane protein 38B. Gene Ontology annotation, biological process: potassium ion transmembrane transport. The transcript has 6 exons. Bases 343 to 1308 code for a protein of 321 amino acids. Gene Ontology annotation, molecular function: identical protein binding; potassium channel activity. The record is from RefSeq and is a predicted model, not a curated record. NCBI's taxonomy places the organism in Eukaryota, Metazoa, Chordata, Actinopteri, Cyprinodontiformes, Cyprinodontidae. Gene Ontology annotation, cellular component: membrane.